This is a messenger RNA of Saccharomyces paradoxus, 1500 nucleotides long. RefSeq names its product ammonium permease MEP2 (gene MEP2). Gene Ontology annotation, biological process: ammonium transmembrane transport. The coding region runs from base 1 to 1500 and encodes 499 amino acids. Gene Ontology annotation, cellular component: plasma membrane. NCBI's taxonomy places the organism in Eukaryota, Fungi, Ascomycota, Saccharomycetes, Saccharomycetales, Saccharomycetaceae. Gene Ontology annotation, molecular function: ammonium channel activity. The record is from RefSeq and is a predicted model, not a curated record. The transcript has a single exon.
AUGUCUUACAAUUUUACAGGUACGCCUACAGGCGAAGGAACAGGUGGCAACUCUUUGACGACGGAUUUAAACACCCAAUUUGACUUGGCCAACAUGGGAUGGAUCGGUGUAGCUUCGGCAGGUGUCUGGAUUAUGGUCCCAGGUAUCGGUUUAUUAUAUUCCGGUUUGUCGAGGAAAAAGCAUGCUUUAUCCUUGCUUUGGGCCUCGAUGAUGGCUUCCGCAGUGUGUAUUUUCCAAUGGUUUUUCUGGGGAUAUUCGCUGGCUUUCUCGCAUAACACUAGAGGUAACGGUUUCAUUGGUACCCUAGAAUUCUUUGGGUUCCGCAAUGUUUUAGGAGCCCCAUCUAGUGUCAGCUCACUUCCUGAUAUACUGUUUGCUGUCUAUCAGGGUAUGUUUGCUGCAGUCACCGGUGCCCUAAUGUUAGGUGGUGCUUGCGAAAGAGCAAGAUUGUUCCCCAUGAUGGUGUUCUUGUUUUUAUGGAUGACUAUUGUCUACUGUCCUAUUGCAUGCUGGGUCUGGAACGCUGAGGGUUGGUUAGUUAAAUUAGGUAGUUUGGACUAUGCAGGUGGUUUAUGUGUCCAUUUAACUUCUGGUCAUGGUGGCCUAGUUUACGCCUUGAUAUUGGGUAAGCGUAAUGACCCUGUUACACGUAAAGGAAUGCCCAAAUACAAACCACAUUCCGUCACCUCGGUUGUUCUAGGUACAGUGUUCUUAUGGUUUGGUUGGAUGUUCUUCAACGGAGGUUCUGCAGGUAACGCGACUAUACGAGCAUGGUACUCUGUUAUGUCCACAAACUUAGCUGCUGCUUGCGGUGGCUUAACCUGGAUGGUUAUCGAUUACUUCAGAUCCGGCAGAAAGUGGACUACAGUUGGUUUGUGUUCAGGCAUCAUUGCCGGCCUAGUGGGUAUCACCCCAGCCGCUGGGUUCGUACCAAUCUGGUCUGCCGUUGUUAUUGGUGUGGUCACUGCUGCAGGCUGUAACCUUGCUGUUGACUUGAAGGGUCUAUUGCGCAUCGAUGAUGGUCUAGAUUGCUACUCUAUCCAUGGUGUGGGUGCUUGUAUUGGCUGUGUAUUAACCGGUAUCUUUGCCGCAGAUUACGUCAAUGCCACUGCGGGCUCUUACAUUAGUCCAAUCGAUGGUGGCUGGAUCAAUCAUCACUAUAAACAAGUCGGCUAUCAACUAGCAGGUAUGUGCGCUGCACUAGCCUGGACUGUUACCGUCACAUCCAUAUUACUAUUAACUAUGAAUGCCAUUCCAUUUUUGAAACUAAGAUUAAGCGCCGACGAGGAAGAACUAGGUACUGAUGCUGCUCAAAUUGGUGAAUUUACAUACGAAGAAUCUACUGCUUACAUCCCAGAACCAAUCAGAUCUAAAACAUCGGCUCAAAUGCCACCUCCUCAUGAACACAUUGAUGACAAGAUUGUGGGUAACACAGACGCGGAAAAGAAUUCUACGCCUUCCGACGCUUCUUCUACCAAGAACACUGACCAUAUAGUAUAA